This is a messenger RNA of Coniophora puteana RWD-64-598 SS2, 3449 nucleotides long. Its product is annotated as kinase-like protein. Bases 95 to 2503 code for a protein of 802 amino acids. Gene Ontology annotation, molecular function: protein serine/threonine kinase activity; ATP binding. Lineage: Eukaryota; Fungi; Basidiomycota; Agaricomycetes; Boletales; Coniophoraceae. Gene Ontology annotation, cellular component: cytoskeleton; cytoplasm. The record is from RefSeq and is a predicted model, not a curated record. Gene Ontology annotation, biological process: peptidyl-threonine phosphorylation; actomyosin structure organization. The transcript has 7 exons.
UUUUACGCAAUCGCGAGCUCGAGCCCUACGACGCACCGACACACCGACGCACCCACCGCAAGUGCAGCCGCGACCGCGACCCACAACCUGAUGCAUGUCUCUACCAUGGCCCCGCCGCAAGAUCCAGCUCGCCAGGCUUCUCGGUGUCCAGCUGCCUGGCAAUGCCAAUGUCGCGUUGCGCAACAGCACGUCGAAUUCGAGCUCGAAGGAAAUGUGCGAUGACUCGGAGAUGCGAGAGAGGGAGAGAGAAAGAGAGGCGGAGGCGGAGGUGGAGCGCGAGUGCGCGGAGGGCGUUGUGCUCGAUAGGCUCAGCCAUGGGUCGAGUGUUAUUGGGAGGACGUCGAAGACGGCCGAGGUGGACGCGCUGCGGUUCGGCGACCAGGAUCUGAGCGUGUUGGGCACGCUCGAGGCGGGCCAGUUUGGCGUCGUGGACGUCGUGAGCUGUGCGCUCGACGGGCGGGUGUAUGUGCGCAAGUCGGUCGAGAAGAUCUUUGUGGCGAGACAUAGGGAGCAAUGCAGCCCACAGUACGAGCGCGACCUGCUCCUCGCCGCCCGCGCGACGCGCGCCUCGUGGGCGCCACACCUGUUGUGCGCGUACCAGACGCCGACGCACCUCCGGCUCGUCAUGGACUACCUCGCGGGCGGCACGCUCUGGGACGUGCUCGAGAGCAGCCCGGCGGACAUGCGCGUGGGCGAGCGCGACGUCAAGUGGUGGGCGCCGCAGAUGGUGUGCGCGAUCGACUGGUGCCACGCGCAGGGGUUUGCGCAUCGGGACAUCAAGCCGCACAACUUCGUCCUCACGGCCUCGCGCCACCUCCAGCUCAUCGACUUCGGCUCCGCCGCGCCGCUGCUCCCGCCCGAUCCGCACGGGACGCGCUUCAUCCCGAAGCAAUACUGCAUGGUGCCCUGCGGGACGUGCGACUACAUAUCGCCCGAGAUCCUGCAGUCGUACGAAGAGGCGCUGCUUGCGCUUGAAGUAUCCGAUGACGAGGAUGAGGGCUCGCGGGCGUACGAGGACGAGAGCAGUGUCGAGCAUGAGCGCGAGGACACGUGGGACGCAAGCCGGACGGUGGGGAGGAAGAAAGGACGACGGAAAGGUAACGGGGACAGGGGUGGAGGCGGUGAGGGCCUAGGGUAUGGGUGCGAGACGGACUGGUGGAGUAUGGGCGCGAUGCUGUAUGAGAUGGUGUAUGGUGUCGCGCCGUUCUUUGCGAGCGACGUGAAGACGACGUAUCUGCGGAUCAUGGACCAUGAGACCAGUCUGAGGUUCAAUCGGGCUAUCGACGUUUCUGCUGGGCUGCAGGAUCUCAUUCGAAGGCUCUUGACGCAUCCCGAAAUCCGGCUUGGACGCCAUAGCGUCUUGGAGAUAUCUGAACAUCCAUUCUUCGAAGAUACCAACUGGGCUACUUUGGAGUACGAUUCUGCACCAGACGACCUUCUCGUUCCAGAAUUCACAUACUUUGCGCCCAACGGCACUGGCGUGCUCGCAGCCAACCUCGACAGGAGCACCGGUUCAGACGCUUCCCAGCCAUUUGCGUUUUCAGCGCUUUUUCAGUCGUCUAUUAUCACUGAGCCUUCGCACCUCAAUCGCUCCUCGGGCUCAUCACCUGGCCUAUCAGGUCUUCAAAAUAGCCAGAACGCAAGCGGACAGAAGGCCUGGAUAGGUUUCUCCUGGGGCCCCAUGGCAGACGCGUUCAAUCACGAUGGGAGCAUGUCCGCCCAGGACCUAGAUCCCUCGUUAUUCCAAGCUGCCCCUCGUGCUCCCGACCAAACCGAAGGCGACUCCGCCUGGGUCGACCAGCUCACCACCCCGCGCCCCGCCGCACGCCCCAGCGCACCGACCCCAUCCGCCGUCCCCCGCUACGGCACGUUCGCCGGAUUCCCUAGCGCCGGCGCCGGCGCAGACCCGGCCUCCCCGUCGUCGCUCUUCCGCACGCCCGUGCGCACGCCGUUCAACACGUUCCCGCGCACGGCGCCGCGGACCGCGACGACGACGCUCCGGCGCACUGCACAGCGGCGCGAGGUGAGCGACCGCGAGGCGAUGCGCCAGCUCGUGGACUGCGUCGGCAUGAGCGCGCGCAAGAAGGUGCUCGCGAGCGGGCGCAAGCCCAGGAUCCUUGAUUCGGUCGUGCGCGCACGGACGCGAGGGCGGGGGCGGGAGGCACGGGAGCGGUCGGGCUCGGGAUCUGCGUCGUCGUCUGCUGUCGCAGUGCCGGCGCUGCUCCCGAGGAGUGCACUGCGCCCUGCGAGCGGGGGCGGGAGAGUGGUGUCGGCGUCGGCGGGUAACACGGUGCGCUUCGCCCCGCCGGAGCGGGAGCGGGCGCCGUCGCGCAAUUUGGCGCCCAUUUUUACCGCGUCGGCAGCGGGUGCAAUGGCAGGGAGGAUAGCGGUGAACGCGAGUGGUACGACGGACUCGUCCACGCGGUCGCUGUCGCUGCCUGAUGCGUAUGGAUACGGACUGGGCGGGCUCGCGGGUCUCGGGGGGAGAUGGAGGAGGCGGUGAACGCGGCGGCGAAUCGGAGUCGGAGACGAGCGAGAGCGAGGGCCCGCCGAGUCCGUCGCCGAGCCCGCGGCCGAGCAGCGCGAUGUCGACGCUUAGCGGCGGUCUGCGGAGCGCGACGCCCUCGGUGACGUCGACGAUGGGCCGGGGAGCGAGGAGUGCGACGCCGAGUGCGAUGCUUAACUCGGGUGUUUCCUUGGCUAGCUCGUCGGGGUCGCGGCUUGCUGCGAGUGCUGGGCCGACUAUGGGCGGUAGGGCGAGGUCGGGCUCGGGAUCGCAAUUUUUGGCUGUCCCGCCGAGCGCACCGGAGAAUGCUAGGGGGCAUGAGGCAAGGGAGGGGAAUGGAAUUGGGGACGUAGGAGGAACUUUGGCUGGCGAUUUGAGUGGAGAUCUCACGUUUGAGCCCCAAGCGACGUCGGAGACGCGCGACGACCAUUGCACCGAAGUUACCGAAGAUCGCAUACGGCCUGCAGAGAAGGCCGUCAAGACGGAGCGGGCGAAGGGUAAGAUGCGGGAGGCGGAUACGAGCGCAGGGAAAAUGAGCGACCGCGACGAAGACGAUACGAUUCGGGCACAUAGUUCCGUUCACAGACAGCGGCGAGGCCAAGAUCCUAUGGACGCUCCUACACAUCAUCCACCCAGUCGCAUCGAUCGCCAACGAAGCACCGGUGCCGUGCACGCCGCUUAUCCUCGCUCAAGAAGUGACGGUGACGUCGUCGUCGACCAUUCACAGACCAAGGCGAGACGCACGUCCAGCGAGGACGACCGGUUCGCGCACAUGGACGAGCGGUAUGCGAUGCUCAUGGGCGAUCUGGGGCGCAUUUCGGAUGACCUUGAGGGACUUCGGCUGGGGCUGUCGAGGAUGCGGGCGAGUGUAUGAGGAGGAUAUUAUAUUUGUUUGGUUGUAGUAAGAUGGCAUGACGGCACGCAUCUUUAUGGAUUUUUACGC